Molecule: messenger RNA, 1541 nt
Organism: Cuscuta campestris
Lineage: Eukaryota; Viridiplantae; Streptophyta; Magnoliopsida; Solanales; Convolvulaceae
Source: the annotation of a GenBank genome assembly
AAUUCUGUAACAAGUUAUUCCAUGAUGAUUCGGCGUCCUGUUAAGUUAUUCUCCGCACAUUUAUUAACAACUACUACAUCACAGACGUUGAAGGUAGAACAAAGUGCACAAAAGGCCGCAGAACCGGGCCAUCUUAUCAGAUUACCAAGCCCCCACCACCACCGCCUCCGUCCACCGCCCCCGCCGCCGCUGAGAAAAUGUCGAGCGGAGAAGAUCCGAUUGGGGAUUCUAAUGAGGAUUCAUUCGUCAAUUCUAAUGAAGAUUCAUUCGUCAAAGUGAAGCAGAAGCUCAAGGAUCGAUCGAAGGCGAGAACUGAGCUGAUCUCUUCCACGUAUUUGCCGAAAAUGGUGGAGACGAAGGAGAAGACGAAGAAGAUCUUGUCCGAGCAUGCGGAUAAGAUUGCCAAGCGGGCUGAAGAACACGAAACCUUCAUCUCCAAGGUGACUCAUCUGCUUGGUGUUCUUGGGUUUGGGGCGUUUUGCUUUAUUUUGGGUGCUAGGCCACAAGAUAUUCCUUAUGUAUAUUGUUUGUUCUAUGUUACCUUUGUUCCUCUUCGGUGGAUUUACUACCGAUAUAAGAAAUGGCAUUACUAUCUUUUGGACUUUUGUUAUUAUGCUAAUACAAUAUUUGUAAUCACAAUUCUCUUUUAUCCUAGAAACGAAAAGCUUUUCAUGGUUUGUUUCUCAUUUGCUGAGGGUCCACUGGCAUGGGCAUUAAUAGUUUGGCGUUGUAGCUUGGUCUUCAGUUCUGCUGAUAAAAUUGUCAGUGUCUUCAUACAUCUUUUGCCUGGAUUGGUUUUCUUUACGAUUCGAUGGUGGGAUCCUGUUUAUUUUGGAGCCAUGCACCCUGAAGGGAACGACCGCAGAGCCUCAUGGCCUUAUGCAGAAAGCAAAUCCUACCUUUGGACAUGGCUGUUUUUCGUCCCCUUGAUAACAUACACUCUCUGGCAGAUCCUCUAUUUCCUCAUUGUGGAUGUUUUACGCCGCCAAAGACUUUUAAGGGAUCCUGAGGUCAUGACUUCAUACAGGGAGCUAUCGAAAAAGGCACAGAAAGCAAACAACUUGUGGUGGCGUCUAAGUGGGCUGCUCGGCGACCAAAACCGGUUGUUGAUGUACAUUCUUCUGCAGGCAGUAUUCACAAUGGCAACCACGGCGCUCACCGUCCCAAUAUUCCUCUCGUACGAGCUGCACGCCGUGUUCCAAGUCCUCAAGAUCUCGGCAUCAAUCUGGAACGGAGGGAACUUUUUGGUUGAAGUGAUGCCCAGACAAGCCAUUCUCAAGGAGGAGAAGAAGAAGAAGAAAUCUGUGGUGACUGUCCAGUCCGAGUGACUCACUCCCCAAUACAAGCAGAGAAAAUCCUUUGCAAUUUUGGGAUGUUUGCCCAUUUGUUUGUUGGGUGGCCCCCAAAUGUGUACGUCAAAGCUAAAUAUCUCAAUUGUCAUACUCUAGUCUAGUUCACGAUGAUUAGAGAUGUUUUACAAGUGGAUAUUUGUAGAAUCACCACGGUCAUUUUGACCUUAGAAAUGAAUCAUCCGGGCAUCU